Molecule: messenger RNA, 708 nt
Organism: Asparagus officinalis (garden asparagus)
Lineage: Eukaryota; Viridiplantae; Streptophyta; Magnoliopsida; Asparagales; Asparagaceae
Exons: 4
Coding region: 1-708 (235 amino acids)
Source: RefSeq, a predicted model, not a curated record
AUGGCGGCACUCGUCGUCGGCUUGCAGAGCAAUGAAUUGGCCGACUCUCUCGCUAAGAAACCAGUCGCUAAUUAUGAACAAUUGAUAGCCAAAGCCCAUGGAUACAAGGACAUGGAUGACGCACGGGCUUACAAAGCCUCAGUAUUUCCAGAAAUAUAUGGCGACAAUGAUACACAUCUAAUGGCGUAUUGGACGACUGAUGGAUUUCAAACUACGGGAUGCUACAAUCUUCUCUGCAAAGGAUUUGUACCUUAUAAAUCAUCAGAAUACGUCUUAGGGAAAAAAAUUAGACCCCUAUCCACAUAUAAUGGAGAUCAAUAUGUCAUUACAUUAAAAAUAUUCAAGGAUAAUACAACUGGGGACUGGGUGCUGCACGCUGGCCCCCAGGGAGACAAACGUGUAGGUCAUUGGCCAAAAUCUCUUUUUACUACUUUAGCGGAGGCUGCUACUCAUGUCCAAUUUGGCGGCUUCGUCUCUUAUCAUCCCGGCGACAGGACUCCUCCGAUGGGAAGUGGCCAUCCUCCUGUUGACGGCUGGGGCAAAGGAGCUUAUCUUAAAGAUCUAUUCGUAAUUUCUCCAACAGGCGAAUUUAUCGUUCCAUCAACAGAAGUACUCAAAAAUAAUCCAUAUUGUUAUUAUGUGGAUGCAAACUAUAUGUCACAUCAUCCAGUUUAUAUUGGUGGUGCUGGUGGUUGUACUUUUACUUGA